ACAGGUUGGCAAAAGGGAGGCAUAGGCCCAGAGCUUUCGGAGUUCAGAUCGAUCGCAGAGGUGGGAGUGGCCAUGUUCUCCGGCGACAUGGCCGAGCGGUGGAGGGAGCUGCACUGCAGCGAGCGCUGGGAGGGCCUGCUGGACCCGCUCGACGUCGACCUCCUACGCUGCCUCAUCGCCUACGGCGAGAUGAUCACGGCCACAUACGAGGCGUUCAUCGGCGAGAGCCGGUCCCCGAACGCGGGAAUGUGCCGGUACCGCCGCGCCGUCCUGUUCCGGCGCGUGGACGUCUCCCACCCGGGCUGGUACGCGGCCACGCGGUACAUCUACGCCACGGCCAGCGCGGACGUGCACGGCAAGGUGCUGCUCCGGCCGCUUUGCCGGGAGGGCCGCGCCAGGGAGUGCAACUGGAUGGGGUACGUGUCCGUGGCCACGGACGAGGGCGCGGCCGCGCUCGGGCGCAGGGACAUCGUCGUGGCGUGGCGCGGCACGCAGCACGCGCUCGAGUGGGUGGCCGACCUCAAGCUCGCGCUCGCCUCGGCGGCAGGGAUCCUCGGGCCGGAGGGCGCCGACGGGUCCGACCCGUCUGUGCACCGCGGAUACCUGUCACUGUACACGUCGGCGGACGAAGGCUCGAAGCUGAGCAAGCAGAGCGCCAGGAUGCAGGUGCUGACAGAGAUCGCAGGGCUAUUGGACAAAUACAAGGACGAGGAGACCAGCAUCACCGUCGUCGGCCACAGCCUGGGAGCCACCCUGGCCACCCUCAACGCCGUCGACAUCGUCGCCAACGCCUACAACAAGUCCCCGGGCUCCGACGACAGCCGCGGCGCCCCAGUCACCGCCGUCGUCUUCGGCAGCCCGCGCAUGGGGGAUCGCGACUUCGGCGACAUCUUCCACCGCCUCCCGGGCCUCCAGACGCUCCGCGUCCGAAACAGGCCCGACCGCGUCCCGCCCUACUUGCCCGUGGGCUACGCCGACGUGGGCGUGGAGCUGCUCAUCGACACGCGUCGGUCGCCGUUCCUCAAGCCCCACGGCAAAGAGUCGCAAUCGCGCGACCUCGAGGAUCACCUGCACGGCGUCGCCGGGUGGCAGGGAGAGCGCUGCGGGUUCGAGCUGGUGCUGGACCGUGACGCGUAUCACAGGUAUCUGGUUAUCGAUGGGUACAUGAUUAUAUUGGAACAAGAAAAUGCAUAG
Molecule: messenger RNA, 1194 nt
Organism: Phragmites australis (common reed)
Lineage: Eukaryota; Viridiplantae; Streptophyta; Magnoliopsida; Poales; Poaceae
Product: phospholipase A1-II 2-like
Exons: 2
Biological process (GO): lipid metabolic process
Molecular function (GO): glycerophospholipid phospholipase A1 activity
Source: RefSeq, a predicted model, not a curated record